Messenger RNA from Planococcus citri (citrus mealybug), 9081 nucleotides. RefSeq names its product G protein-coupled receptor kinase 1 (gene Gprk1). The transcript is spliced from 16 exons. Gene Ontology annotation, biological process: protein phosphorylation; G protein-coupled receptor signaling pathway; regulation of signal transduction. The record is from RefSeq and is a predicted model, not a curated record. Bases 394 to 2481 code for a protein of 695 amino acids. Gene Ontology annotation, molecular function: ATP binding; G protein-coupled receptor kinase activity; G protein-coupled receptor binding. Lineage: Eukaryota; Metazoa; Arthropoda; Insecta; Hemiptera; Pseudococcidae.
GUAUGUAGUCCUUUUUGUACGGUCAUAGUGGUUCAACUUUCGAGUAAUGUACGUCAAAUCUGUGAUAAAAUAAUAGAGUUGCGCUGUAAAAUUUUGUAGAAAUUAAUUCAAAUUGAAUUUAUUUUUCAUGUGUAACGAAAAGCGAAACUGUUCGCAGCACCGAUGGUAAUUAUUCGAUUGUAUUUGCGCGUGUAAAAAUCUCGUUCGAGUUGUUUUCAUUUCGAUGAUAAUGAAUUUACGUUUUUAGCUGUUUCCCAAAUGGUGUAGUAAUAAUGCAAAUGUUGCUCGAAAAUCGUGAAUAUCACCAGUGUUUCGUUAAUAUGUCUCCGCGGGUAAAUUAUUUCGGUAAAUUCGAGUUUUAGUGAGGUUUAAGUGAUAAAAAGUAGCAGAAAAAUGGCUGAUUUGGAGGCAGUGCUGGCCGAUGUCAGCUACUUGAUGGCUAUGGAGAAGAGCAAGCUCGUACCAGCUGCCAGAGCCAGUAAAAAAAUCAUACUACCAGAUCCCAGCGUUCGAAGUGUGAUGCAUAAAUACUUGGAGAAGAAAAACGAAGUUCAUUUCGAUAAAAUUUUCAACCAAGUGUUCGGAUACCUGUUGUUUAAAGAUUUUUGCAAAACGUUACCAGAAGGAAAGCUACCAGAAUUGGAAUUUUACGAUGAGAUAAAACAUUUCGAAAAAGUCGAAUCAGUCGAUGAAAGAAGAGACUUGGCGAAAAAAAUUUACGACGAAUUCAUCAUGAAAGAAUUACUUUCUCAUACACACAAUUACCCACAAGAAGCGGUCGCUCAUGUACAAGCGUGUCUGGUAAAAAACGACGUACCCGUAAAUCUUUUCGAGCCUUAUAUACCAGAAAUAUUCAGCAGAAUGAGAGGAGAACCGUUUCAAAAAUUUUUAGAAAGUGAGAAAUACACGAGGUUUUGCCAGUGGAAAAAUCUAGAACUUAAUAUACAAUUAUCGAUGAACGACUUCAGCGUACAUCGUAUCAUCGGCAGAGGAGGUUUCGGCGAAGUGUACGGUUGCCGAAAGGCGGAUACCGGUAAAAUGUACGCGAUGAAAUGUUUAGAUAAGAAACGAAUAAAAAUGAAACAAGGAGAAACAUUGGCGUUGAACGAACGUAUUAUGCUGUCUCUAGUCAGUACAGGGGAAGAUUGCCCUUUUAUCGUAUGCAUGACGUAUGCGUUCCAUACGCCGGAUAAAUUGUGUUUUAUAUUAGAUUUGAUGAAUGGCGGAGAUCUGCAUUAUCAUUUAUCGCAACACGGCGUAUUUAACGAACAAGAAAUGAGAUUUUACGCUGCCGAGGUUAUUUUAGGUUUAGAACAUAUGCAUAGAAGAUAUAUUGUAUAUAGAGAUCUGAAACCGGCUAACAUUCUGCUUGACGAGCACGGCCAUAUUAGAAUUUCCGAUCUCGGUUUAGCUUGUGAUUUCUCCAAAAAGAAGCCUCAUGCCAGUGUAGGAACGCACGGCUAUAUGGCUCCUGAAGUUCUUUCAAAAGGCACAUGUUACGAUUCAAGCGCUGAUUGGUUCUCGUUUGGUUGUAUGCUGUAUAAAUUACUCAAAGGACACAGUCCGUUCAGACAACAUAAGACUAAAGAUAAACACGAAAUUGAUCGCAUGACGUUGACUUCGAACGUCGAGUUACCAGAUACAUUUUCAAAAGAACUGAAAGGAUUGUUGGAAAAUCUACUGCAUCGUGAAGUGAACGAAAGAUUAGGUUGUAGAGGACGAGGAGCCGACGAAGUGAAAGAACAUCCGUUUUUCAACGGCUUAGAUUGGCAACAGGUGUACAUGCAAAAGUACCCUCCACCUUUGGUGCCACCUCGAGGCGAAGUAAACGCUGCGGAUGCCUUCGAUAUAGGAUCAUUCGACGAAGAAGAUACUAAAGGAAUCAAACUAACCGACGCCGAUCAAGAAUUAUAUAAAAAUUUCUCGCUAGUGAUAUCGGAAAGAUGGCAAAACGAAGUCGCCGAAACUGUAUUCGAAAGCGUUAAUCUAGAAACUGAUAAAAUUGAACAAAAGAAGAAGGCUAAACAGAAGCAGCGGUUCGACGAUGAUGAAAAAGAAUCGGACUGCAUAUUACACGGCUACAUCAAGAAACUAGGCGGUCCGUUCGCUUCAGCUUGGCAAACUCGAUACGCGAAACUAUACCCAAACAGGUUGGAGCUACAUCCAGAAUCCGGCAACGGUAAACCGGAGCUGAUAUUUAUGGACCAAUUAGAAGACGUUAGCGGCGAUCUGGUCAUCGUCAAGAACGAACAAUGCAUUAUAUUAAAAACUAAGGAUACAAAAAUCGUGCUCACGAAUUCGGACGAAAUAGGCUUGAAAGAAUGGGCGGUAUCGCUUCGUUCAGCGUACAAGUGUUCCUUAGAGCUGCUGAAGAACAUCGGCGGCAAAGUGAAUAAGAUAAUCUACGGAAGUACGCGCGGCAGCAACGACAAGAGCAGCAGCGGCGCUAUCAUAGCGCCUCAAAAUACCAACGGUCAUUAGCGCUGGCGUCUCGACGAUGGUGGCAUCGGAGCACGUAAUCCGCAAAGUGACCGUAGCGCCGGCGAUCGUGUGGCAGUAUAGCGACGAAGUAUCUCGCUCGUUCUCCGAAAACUUAUAGAUAUUCGUGUAUUUUUUUCUUUUUUUUUGUUCUCCAUAGGUAUCUACGCAUCGUACAUGUACUUGGUUUUUGUAGCAAGAUCCCUCAUCUCCGUCAUCCCGUUCUAUAAGACGCGCGACUCGAGAAAUGGCCGAAAUCGAAAGAUUCGCAUCCGGCAAUCGAUCGCAUUCGAAGAUCGUGAUCAUUCGAAAUUAACCGCUUCGCGUAUCCGGCUGCUUGGAAGAACGAAGCAGCUCGUAUGAUGUUCGUGACGCCCGGUGCGUCGAGUCGUCGGUGUCAUUUUUACGUAAUUUUUUCGUUUUCGCAAAGGUAAGCACUGUGUUUUGUCUUUCAAGCGUUCAUUUUCUCUCGGCGAUUCGCGAGAUCUUGUGUUAAGGUGGCGUUGUUGUUAAUUGUUUUUUUUUUCGUUCUCUUCGAACUAUUCUUAUUAAUUUUUUCUCUUCUUUUUUUUCAUAUUUUAUAUAGGAUUCAUUUUUACUCGUCGUUUUAUCGUUUUAGCGGAAAAAAUUGAAAAAAAAAAUGAAAAAUGCGAUAAACAUAUCUUUUGUGUAUAUUUUAAAAAACGUGUUUGUGUGUCUAUUGUUUGUGUAUGUAAAUUCUCAUUCUCUUUCUUCCCCCUUUCUCCCCUUUGUUUACAUUUUUAAAUUCAUGUUUGUGCGUGGUAUCCGUUUUUAACCCCUUUUUUGCUCUUUGAGUGAUCGCUGACCCUGUGGAAACCUUUGCAAAAUAAGUAUCUCGAAUGUUGAUGUGGUUUGUCGAUACGUAUGUAAUAUUAUGUAGUUGGAUGAUUGAAUUACUUAUACAAUGAGGUCCGGAUGGGUUAGAGUCCGAGGAAAGGGGGGCUGUAACGAUAACAACUCCACGAAGUUAGAAUCUCAUUUCAUUUCGUACUGCUCUCGUAACUUUAAUUCGUAGUAUAGCGCGAAUCUCGAACGUUUUGUUGUUUUGUUGUUUUUUUUUUCGCGGUGUAAUUUGGCGAUAAAUUUAACCCGAAGUGUACAUCGUGUGAUACUACAGAGGAACGAAUCUCGUCGGUUGAGAUUUGCUCGUCAGAUGAAGGGAGAGAGAGGGUGUCGAGUGGGUACGACGAACGCCAUCGCCAUCGCCUUCGCCUUCGCCAUAUUGUUAUAUAAGUAUAAGAAGAGAAGCUUGUGCCGAUGAGAGACGUUGGCUGGUAGAUUAGCCAGCGUAAAUGUGGCGUUGAAAAGGAUAAUUCGUCGGUGUGUGGGAGGGAUGCAGGUUGCCCCGGCGGGCGGCAGCGCCAUGCUCAACCAGAAGAGGAAGCGGCGAAUUCCGAAGCUCGAAAAGCUCGUUAAGUCGGCAAUGAUUCGUAAAGUAACGGGUAAUUUCUAGUUAGGGUGAAAGAAUUAGUUUGAAUAAUUUAUUCGGAGGAUGGCGUUUUUUUUUUUACUCCACUUCGCCCUGCCUCGCGGUUGUCGGGAUUGAAAUUCGGUAACGAGAUUUUCCACCAUAGCCGGAUUGGAAUUUGGUGAGAAGGAACGCGAACGUGCGAUUGAAUAAUCGAUUUAGUAAUACGUCGCGAAAUGAGCGAGCAAAUGAACGAAGCAAGAUCCGGUGGCCUGGAUUCGACGAAUACGAUGAGUUGCAUGAUAACGAUGUUGUAAGCUGAAGAGAUGCGAUUCCUUUUGAGUAAUUGGCCAUGGUGAAUGGUGAGAGAAACAGGACAUCUUGGGUUAGAUGCUUUUGGCGAUUGUCGGGUACCAGAUUCGGAUGCUUUUUGAAAUCGAGUACGCGUGUAAUUGCGUUAGAAAAGGGUUAUGCGAAAGAGACCGAGUCUUGGAUGGUGUUGUUGUUCGGAGAAAUUUGAAAAUUACCUUGAUUGCUUGGAAUUGUAGAUGGUUUGAAAUUGGUAACGUAAUUUUGAUCAGGUUCAAAAGUUAGCUUAGAUAAAAUACAAAUAUAAAACUUUGCCAUUUUGCAAAGUUCUCCCAUAAGUAAAUAAUUUCUCCAAAUUGAUAAAUUUUUUUUUUCAAAAAAAGUUCCAAUUAAAAAUUGAAAUUGUCGGAGAAAUGAACGACAUAUUCGAAUCUUCGAAAUUGCUCGUCAUCGUUGUAAGGCUGUGAGAGAACUUAUUGGAAAUGUACAUAAAUACAUUCCAGAAUGAAAAAUGCAUUCCAUACUAAAACCUGAAUCGAACCACUAAUAGUAAUAUGUAGUUGAAAACAAAAACGAAUUUAACGACUCGAAUGUAAAUUUUAUUUUCUUUGUAUGUGUUUUUCCUCAAUAUUCGUAAAUGAGACUGAGAAUGCGAAGCGAAAUAUGUACAAUCAUAACCGUGUAUUUUAUUGCUCCAUUUAUCCCUCAUUUCGUAUUAUUGUUUUAGGAAUCGAUUAGGUAAUUUUUUUUAAGUAGGGUAAAGGUUAAAAUUGAGAGUAGAAUCAAAUAGAGCAAUCUUUGCCAUGUCUCGGAAAAUUUUUCUUAAUUCAUUCUUUUUUUUUUGUAGAAUUUUAAAACUUUAAUUUUCAUGUUGAACUAACAGAUUUUUUUUCACUGUUGGAAAAAUGGCCGAGGUUGGCAGCCCUGAAUGGAGGUUUUAGUUGAGUUGAAUUGUGCUUAUUUUCAGUUUAUGAAUCAUUUUUACUGUGAAUCGUUCGCGAACGAUGACCACUUUGCUAAGCACAAUUUGAAUUUCUUGAAUUUAAUGCCACCAAUCUGCCUAAAAUGAUUCAGUCGUUCGCGAACGAUUUUUUUUUUUAAAAGUAAUCAAUCGUAAUUCAUUUAUACUUUUCAUCAUUUGCAAAAUUAUGUGCAAAAAAAAGUGAUUCGCAUGAUAGUGAACAAAUCGUUCUAUUCGUGAUUCGUUCGUUCGCAAACGAUUUGAUCAUCAAUCGAGUAAUCGUAUUUGAGUAAAUUUGUUUAAUAAAGAGAAUUCAAAAGAUCAGAAAAAUGUCAAUUUGAGGAGAAGUUGUCGAUUAUUUGGUUCAAAAUGUGAUUCAAUCGGUCGCGAACGAUUUGUUGAAAAUGAUUAAUUUUGUUCAACCAUCAAAAAUAUGAUUUGUUUUUGCUUUGAAAAUUCAUGUGUGGAAAGUUUGUCGAUUAUAGUUCAUAAAAUAAUUCAGUCGGUCGCGAACGAUUCGAGGAAAGUGAUUCAGUCAGUCGCGACUCGCGAACGAUUUGCUUUUUGAAAUUUGCAGUUUUAUAAAGAAUAAUGAAAGCAGUCUUGAACAACUCAUUUUGAAUGAUUUGAUUUGAUCGUUUUUGAACGAUUUGAAUCUAGUGAUUCAGUCGUUCGUGAUUCGUGAACGAUUCGUGGCAAGUUAUUUGGUCAGUCGUUGACAAUUUUGCUUUGCUAUGUCUUUUGCAGUUUUUUUUUAAUGAACAUGUUCUUGAACAACUCAGUCAUUUUUUAUUUUUGGGUGAUUUAGUCGUUCCGAACCAUUCAAUUCGAGUGAGCUAGCCGUUCCUGAAUGAUUCGAGUGAUUGCGUCGUUCGUGAAUGAUUCGAGUGACUCAGUCGUUCGUGAACGAUUUGAAUGAUUCAGUCGUUCGUGAACGAUUUGAAUGAUUCAGUCGUUCGUGAAUGAUUCAAAUGAUUCAAUCGCGUUCGUGAACGGUUCGAAUGAUUCAGUCGUUCGUGAAUGAUUUGAGUGACUCAGUCGUUCGUGAAUGAUUUGAGUGACUCAGUCGUUCGUGAACGAUUUGAAUGAUUCAGUCGUUCGUGAACGAUUCGAAUGAUUCAGUCGUUCGUGAACGAUUCGAAUGAUUCAGUCGUUCGUGAACGAUUCGAAUGAUUCAGUCGUUCGUGAACGAUUCAAAUGAUUCAUUUUAGUCGUUCGUGAACGAUUCGAAUGAUUCAUUUUAGUCGUUCGUGAACGAUUCGAAUGAUUCAUUUUAGUCGUUCGUGAACGAUCCGAAUGAUUCAUUUUAGUCGUUCGUAAACGAUUCAAAUGAUUCAUUUCAGUCGUUCGUGAAUGAUUCGAGUAACUCAAUCGCUCGUGAAAGAUUUGAAUAUUUACUCGUUCUCGAACGAGUCGAUUCAAGUGAUUCAGUCGCAGGUCCUUAGCUGAAAUUUGGAACCAACGCAUCUUCAAUUCGUUCUUGAAUGAUUCGUUCGAAUAAAGAUUCAUUAUAGUGGAAUGAAUUCAAUUUCUGAUGAUAUUUUUUAUGAAAAUAGCUCAAGUCAUUCUUUCUGUUCCGGCCUUUUGUAGUUUGAACAGUAAGACAAUAUUUCGCGAACGAUUCGUUGAUAGUGAUUCGGUCGGUCGUGAAUGAUUCGCUCUGUAAAAAUCUUUCACAAUUUUUAAAAACCGUAAUUGGAGCAUUCUUCAAUGACUUUUUCUUCCAAACUAAUUCUGUCAAAAUUUUUCGAAAUGAAGCUGUAGUCAAUCUCUCUUGAACUCGUUCGUGAAUGAUUCGUUCGAAUAAUGGUUCAUUUGAUGAAUCGAAUCAGUUUAGAUGGUAAUUUUUGAACCAUGCGAAUUAUUAUUUUGUAUUUCGGUCUUGAUCAUUCUGUUUGCUUUAGAUUCAGUUUUAUAGUUCGCGAACGAUUCACAUUCUAAUCAAAAUUCAUUGCUAGCAUCAAAACUUUAAAAUACCCCAUUCAAAAAAUAAAAUCAAAAAAAGUUGUGUUUUUUUGUAAAAAUCAAAUUUUGUUAUUUUUUUGUUCAUUUUCAAAUUUAUGAUAAGAUUUUGAAACUCGCCAAAGUACCUAUAAUCAAUGCCAUUUGUUCAUAUUCUCGUCACUGUGGAUCUCGUGGACCAAUUUCUACGAUAUUCGUAUUGGUUGUCGUAUUCAUCGUCGCUAUCCAACACUUUAAUAAGGUUUUACCGAAGUACAAAAUUUUAACCAUGUCAGAGAGGGGGGAGAGUGUAUAAAAUACGUACACGUCAUUUUAAAUUAGUUACCAGUUCUUCCACGACGAAGCGUAGAAACGAACGAAAUCGCACAUUUGACAUUUUAAAAGCUUGGAAAUCAAUUUACCUGAAAUUUUCCUCGAAAAUGAUCCCCACUCUGUGCUGUUUUACGCCUUUGUUCGCCUCUAGUAUCAAGUAUCAGCAAAUACAGGCGACAGACGGACGCCAAAUUGGGUGAACUUGACCCUUCAAAAGUACCUACGGUGCUGAUUUUCGUCUUAAUAGCCUAUAUAAGAAAGGUGACUUAUUCAACAGUUCAACACGUGCCUAGCAACUCUCCCUUAUUACUCGAUAAUUCGCGUAUUGUACGUAGUUGGAAACAGGGUGCUUUUCUGUGUGACUUUGUGAUGCCUGUUCCAUGGUUUAGCUUUCGUUAUCUCGUAAGGACACCUUAGGUGAUGGUUUAGGUGCAAGAUAGGCAGCCUUCGUUGUGAUUUAAUAGUGCAAUUAGUUGUCGAAUGAAGAGACAGACGCUAAAGAUGGAAAACCAAAGGCUCUCGAGCUGGUCGUAUUUACGAAUAAAUUUUGCCAUAUAUACCACUUGCCUCUCUCUCUUUUUACUCUUUAGUGAUUCUCGCUUCGAUAGUUACCUAUGUUGUUAUUUUUCUUCUAUUUUUUUCUUUCUUUUUGUUCGUUCUAUUUGUUUUUGUGUUUAUAUGUACUUUUAUUGCCACUCGUCGUUUUAUACUAUGUACGUGUUUGAUGGAAAUUUGAAAUUUCGUACCAAUUUUUGGAAAAAUUUAUACGCACAAUUAGUCGGUACCUAGACCUACCGUGCUCUGAUAGGUGAACGUGUAUUGUCGUGUACGAUGGUUUUACGAUGAACGAUGUUUUUCUUUUUAUGUUUGUUUUCCUUCGAGUUACCCAGCAAUUAAGAUUUGUUUACCUGCAAGGCGUGUCCGAAAAUGGAAAACUCGACCAACUAACACCUGCUUUAUUUUUCUACUCGUCUCUCAGUCUUCACCUCUUCACCCAUCAACCGCGAAUCUUCCGUUUUUACGUACUCGUAACAACUUGACAGCCAGCGAAAAAUAGUAUACAACUGCGAGAAAAAGUUACCAUCAUUCGAUGAAAAUUUACCCAGAGAAGAAGAAAGAGAGAGGUGAAGGGAAAAAAAAGCAGGUGGUCGAUUUUUUCCAUCGAAAGAUGUGCGCACGCGACGAAACAACACGCUGAGGUGUAGGUAAUAUUUUUAUUUCGAAACAAUCAUUUUUACGAAUCGUAGGUCGUUUUCUAACAGCCAUUGUAGAUUUUUAUUGUUUGUAAAUGUAAUUCGAUGAUAUAUUUUUACGUAUUAUAUUAUAAAUAUAUUUAUAUAGAUUGUUGUUUUUUUCUUUUUUCUUUUUUUUUCUACGUUUUAUAUUUUUAUUUUAUAUUGUGAUUAGAAAUCCCCCUUUUUUUUUCUUUUUUUCCCUUUUUUUUUCUAAUAAAAAAGUGCAAUGUAGGUAGAAUGCAUUUAUACGGUAAGCGUUCGUUAUUGUUUGAUGAACCAGCGCAAAUACAUAGCGGUAUGAAUUCUAUAUUUUAACGUUAUCUAUGUUAAUCAAUCAACGUUUUAUCUAUUGUUUUAAAAAUACAUAGUUUGUAAAUAAAGUAUCGUUCAUUUUA